AAGGGGGUGUCUGCAGCGACGUCAAGCUGCCACUCGCAGGCACUUUCUCACUUGUGCGCUGAGCUGCUGCAUUUACAAAUAGUUUGCAGGCCUGUGCGCAUGCCUGGGCAGCCAGCCAGCCACCCCCCCCCCCCCCGUUUCAUGAAUGCUCAAGUAGAUUGUGACGGCUCCUCCGCUGCACCAAUGCACAAAUUCGAGGAGAUAAAAACCUUCAGGUGUCUCACACCGAUCGGGGGCUUGUUGUACGAGUGAUCUCGACGCCGUUGCCUCUGCGACAAAGCCGGUUGUAAUGUCCAGCUCCGGUUACACUUGUAUCGGGGACAGUAGCCGUUCGUUGCAACGUCGCUUCUCGCACAUUCCUUCAGAUUACUACUAGCGUACAUAUCGUCAGGCUGUCCCAGUGAUACCCGUGAGCUCUUUCGGUAGCGGCGGAUCCUUUCGCGUGUUUCUGUUUUCGAGCUUUUUAUUUCUAUUUUACAUAUAUUUUUUUAUUUUUAGCCUUGUGUAACGAUUGCAUCGAAUGACGGAAAGCCUUUAGCCAGGAAAGGGUGGUAUUUCCCAAGGACCUCCGUGUCUUUCUGGGCAAUGAAUUCCAUGGCAGAGGGAUUCCUUUCACGUCCCAGAUGUAUAGGUUUGGGUGCCUUGGUAUUCCUCGCGAUUGGACUUGAGUUGCUCUCUCCUGUGAAUGGGGCUCUGGCAGCGCAUCUCGGUGGAGGUGGGCGGAGACAGAUCUCGGAGGACAUGAAAUGGAAGGUAGAGCAAGAGGCAGACAGAGUGUGGCUGCCGGAGCAACCGGCAGUGAAUUUCUCGCAAUACGCUGGAAUGGUCACAGUAAAUGCUACAGCAGGGCGUGCAUACUUCUACUUCUUCGUUGAAUCUUCAGAAGACGCGCCCACGAAGCCACUGACAUUGUGGCUGAAUGGAGGUCCAGGAUGCUCGUCAUUGGCAUACGGGUUCGCGGAGGAGUUUGGGCCUUACCGUAUUCUUCCUGACGCAUCUGGGGUCUAUCUCCAUGAAUACGCAUGGAAUAGAGCUUCCAACAUGCUGUUCCUGGAAUCCCCCAGUGGAGUUGGCUUCUCUUACUCCAACGUUUCUUCUGAGAAUCGAAUAGGUGGUGAUAAAAGAACAGCCGAUGAUAACUACCAUUUCUUACUCAACUGGUUCGAGCGAUUUCCACAAUACAAACACCGAGAUUUCUACAUUGCAGGAGAGAGCUAUGCCGGCCAUUACGUACCACAGCUCGCAAAGCUUAUCCUUGAUCGCAACGUAGGAGCAGAUCUGAAGAUCAAUUUGAAGGGCUGCUUGACUGGAAAUCCUGUAACCGACGGAUACUGGGACAAUGUUGGCAACAUCGACUACUGGCAUUCUCAUGCCAUAAUUUCGGAUCAAACUUGGGAGAAAAUGAAGAAAGAAUGUAAUUUCAGUGACCCGCAUUGCUGCACCAAAGCUUGCGAUAGGCUGUACACCUAUGCAGAGACACAUGAAUUUGGACAAAUUGACCCUUACAGCAUCUACACAGCGAAUUGCCUCGAAACAAUCAGUUACAGCAGCGCGCACCGAAAGUCGUAUUUGACUGUUCGGCCGAACAAUCCGUUUAUGCAAGGAAGAAGAGGAUACGAUCCCUGCACGGGGAAUUACGCAGAGAUCUACUUCAAUCGACCGGAGGUGCAGAAAGCUCUACAUGCAAACAUUAGUGGCAUCAUACCAUACAAUUGGACUGGAUGCAGUUCGGAGCUGCGCAACUGGACGGACUCGGCCUUCUCCGUUAUCCCUGUGUACAAAGUACUUAUAAAGGCUGGACUGAAGAUCUGGGUAUUCAGUGGUGACGCGGAUGCUGUGGUGCCAGUGACUUCAACGAGAUACGCGCUUGCUGCGAUGAAGUUGCCCAUUGUGAAGCCGUGGUAUGCAUGGUAUCACCAUCGACAGGUUGGGGGACGCGUACUAGAAUACGAGGGCUUGACGUAUGUAACGAUAAGAGGGGCAGGACACGAAGUCCCACUGCUGCAACCAGGCAGAGCCUUUCAUAUGUUUAAGUCCUUCCUUGAUGCGAAACGACUUCCCAAUUCACCAUAUAAAUAGAGUCUUCUCCCGUGAUAUCCAGCGAGAAUGGAGGAGAGUGCAGCGUUGUGACUGCCGAUUUCUCUUUUUAUGUGUUGGGUGGGCUGUCGUGCUGAAAUCGACUGAGAUGUUCUCGUCAUGUGCAUGAAGUAGGAGAUUAGACGAGAUGCAACUGCAAGACAAGAGUCGCUCAAGAAGAUGGGUCUCUAAACGCUAAUACCUCUUUUCAGUCAAGCGGCUCUUGAUCAUUGCAGACGCUAAUUUUUUUAUGUUUUUUUCUAAGUCAGGAAUUGAUUUGUAGAAAACUAUGCUAGCGGGGUAGAGAUGAGAAAAUGUGAAGAUCAUAUCGAAUAAAAAGAAUUUGUACAUUGACUUCC
This is a messenger RNA of Physcomitrium patens, 2435 nucleotides long. RefSeq names its product serine carboxypeptidase 24. Gene Ontology annotation, cellular component: vacuole. Gene Ontology annotation, biological process: proteolysis. Gene Ontology annotation, molecular function: serine-type carboxypeptidase activity. The record is from RefSeq and is a predicted model, not a curated record. NCBI's taxonomy places the organism in Eukaryota, Viridiplantae, Streptophyta, Bryopsida, Funariales, Funariaceae.